CCUGUGCGGUUUGAGAGAGGCACAGUUGGAGGCGCUGAUUCCUACAAAAGUCCCCAGAGCCAGCGAGCGGCACGAUGCUGCGGAGGCUGGUUCAGCAGUGGAGCGUCCUGGUGUUCCUGCUCAGCUACUCCGUGCCCUCCCGCGGGCGCUCGGUGGAGGGGCUUGGUCGCAGGCUAAAACGCGCGGUGUCUGAGCACCAGCUACUGCAUGACAAGGGCAAGUCCAUCCAAGACUUGCGCCGCCGUUUCUUCCUCCACCAUCUGAUUGCGGAGAUCCACACAGCUGAAAUCAGAGCUACCUCGGAGGUGUCCCCUAACUCCAAACCUGCUCCCAACACCAAAAACCACCCUGUGCGAUUUGGGUCAGACGACGAGGGCAGAUACCUAACUCAGGAAACCAACAAGGUGGAGACGUACAAAGAGCAGCCACUCAAGACGCCCGGGAAGAAGAAGAAAGGCAAGCCGGGGAAACGCAGAGAACAGGAGAAAAAAAAGCGAAGGACUCGGUCCGCCUGGCCAGGCACAACUGGGAGUGGCCUGCUUGAGAACCCCCAGCCCCACACCUCCCCGACCUCCACCUCGCUGGAGCCCAGCUCAAGGACGCAUUGAAACUUUCACCGAAGAUCUUCCAAGGACACGUUACAGGAUUCUGUAAUAGUAAACAUAUGGAAAGUAUUAGACAUAUUUAUUGCCUGUACAUACUGUAAAUGCAUUGGGAUCAAACUGUCUCCCCAGGAAACUGCACAUGGGUCAUGUGAAUAUUUUUCCUUCUUUUUUUUUUUUGCCAAGGCUAAUCCAAUUAUUACUGUCACUGUUACCAUAAUUUAUUUUGUCAACUGAUGUAUUUAUUUGUAAAUGUAUCUUGGUGCUGCUGACUCUGUUUUUUUGUAACAUAAUGCACUUUAGGUAUACAUAUCAAGUAUGUCGAUGAAUUUAACACGAAAAAGUGUCUCUAUUUUGUGGUUCAUUUUGAUGAGUUCUGAAAUAUAAUUAUCUAGACUGAUCUCCCUCUGCGCAUGUAAAAAUGGCAGUAUUUUAAAUUUGUAAAGAAUGUCUAAUAAAAUAUAAUCUAAUUACACCGUGACUU
Messenger RNA from Rattus norvegicus (Norway rat), 1086 nucleotides. RefSeq names its product parathyroid hormone-like hormone (gene Pthlh). The record is from RefSeq and is marked validated. Lineage: Eukaryota; Metazoa; Chordata; Mammalia; Rodentia; Muridae. Gene Ontology annotation, molecular function: hormone activity. Gene Ontology annotation, cellular component: nucleus; cytoplasm; extracellular region.